Molecule: messenger RNA, 869 nt
Organism: Tribolium madens (black flour beetle)
Lineage: Eukaryota; Metazoa; Arthropoda; Insecta; Coleoptera; Tenebrionidae
Product: ADP-ribosylation factor 2-like
Exons: 1
Coding region: 16-552 (178 amino acids)
Biological process (GO): intracellular protein transport; vesicle-mediated transport
Cellular component (GO): plasma membrane; cytoplasm
Molecular function (GO): GTP binding; GTPase activity
Source: RefSeq, a predicted model, not a curated record
UCUGUCAGUGUCAAAAUGGGUUUGACGCUUUCGGGUUUAUUUCGUAAAUUUUUCGGUAAAAAACAGCUUCGAAUUUUGAUGAUCGGACUCGACGGUGCCGGCAAAACCACAAUUUUGUACAAACUAAAAUUCGGUGAAAUUGUGACGACGAUACCAACUAUCGGAUUCAACGUAGAAAUGGUCGAGUACAAAAACAUAACUUUCACGGUUUGGGAUGUGGGAGGCCAGGAUAAGAUUCGCCGCCUCUGGCGGCAUUACUUCCAAAAUACUCAAGGGAUCAUCUUCGUCGUCGACUCAAGUGAUAGAGAUCGAAUCGAUGAAGCUCGCAAAGAGCUCCAGAGUCUUAUGCAGGAGUAUGAAUUGCAAAAUGCCGCCUUAUUGGUGCUGGCAAACAAACAAGAUUUGCCCGUGUCGAUGACGGCGGCUGAAAUCGCUGAAAAGAUGCAACUUAACGAGUUGCGCGCCCGCAAAUGGCAGAUUCAGGGAACUUGUGCGCUCAGAGGUAACGGAUUGUACGAGGGGUUCGAAUGGUUGUCGCGGGAGUUACUUUAGAUUAGUGUGAAAAUUAUCGACUGCUGCGAGAUUAAGUUUUGCUUUUCUUUUUGGAAAUGUUGCUCGAUACUGAACUCACCUUAGCAGCCGGGUUAUGUAGUCGGGCCAGUUGGCGGGAAACAUCACCAGGAAAAAUCCUACAGCGAUAAGAAUCAUUCCUGCUAAUUUCAUCCCUUCGAAGUUAGCACCGUACAAAACCACGUCCAGUGCUACACACAUAUUUGUGUUAAUAAUAAAAUUCCCUAAUAAUUGUGUUUAGUUUUAAUUAGUAGAACUGUAGCUUAAUUUAAUAAGACAAAUAAAUAAUGCUUUGGAGU